Molecule: messenger RNA, 347 nt
Organism: Monoraphidium neglectum
Lineage: Eukaryota; Viridiplantae; Chlorophyta; Chlorophyceae; Sphaeropleales; Selenastraceae
Exons: 1
Source: RefSeq, a predicted model, not a curated record
AUGUAUCAAUCCACCCCUUCCUUCGCCGCCCGAUUUCAACCGCUCCCACACGCAGGAACGCCCAUCGCCGCCGCCCUCCGCGCGCGCGCCGCCCUGCUUGCCGUCGGGGCAGCUGCAUCCUGGCUUCUGACAGUCGCGGCCGCCGCCCUCUGCGCCGCGUACUUCGCCUGGCUCGCCGGCGCGGUCGCCGCAGACGCGUUGCUGGGCGCCGCCGAGCAACCGCUCUCCGGCGCGGAGGCGGCCGCUGCGACGGGCGGCGCUGACGUGGCGCGGGUCGCGGGCGGCCUCGCGGACCAGGCGCGCGCGGCGCUCGCGGCGGCGCCGCCCGAGGUGUCCUCCACCUCUUG